Molecule: messenger RNA, 2389 nt
Organism: Rubroshorea leprosula
Lineage: Eukaryota; Viridiplantae; Streptophyta; Magnoliopsida; Malvales; Dipterocarpaceae
Source: the annotation of a GenBank genome assembly
CUUCCUUCUUCUCCGGAAAAAAAAAAAAUUUUUUUACAGCACCGGAAAUCAUUAUCCGAUACAGGCGAUUGCGCCGCCACCCGCCACCCGGUGUGAUUCUCUGACGACGAUGGUGCUUGCGCCUCUUGUCUUCUUCAGCUCCCACAAGAAAUGAGGGAGGGAGAGCAAAUGAACGUUGGAGCAUCUUGAUGUACGCCAAUCCUGAUCAUCAUAGCCAUGUCCAGAUUCUCAGCUUUUGGAAAUUUUAAGAGGGUUGCACAACCCCUUCAAGUGAAUUGGAAGACUGGCUUUAUAGAAGCAAAUAAUAAUGGGGUGAAUCAUGAAGUUGGGCUCUCUUACCAUCCUUGCAGAUUAUAUUCACAAUAUAUAGUUUCUUCUAGAGGACAUUCAAGUUUUAUGUUGUACAAAGUAAAGCAGGGCUUGUUGAGGAAUAGUUUUUCUAGGAACUUGUAUGCCAUAUCUUUAAGCUCUAAGAUAUCACAUCAUGCCCAAGUUGCUUGGAAGGGGUUAUCUUGGAUAUGUUCCCACCAUGGACCAGCUGCUUUACCGCCAAUAAAUAGAAUUGCCUGUGCAUUAAGUCUGGCUUUGACGAAAUCCAACCUGUUGGCUCCUGGGGUUCUUGCCAUCAUAAUUGGAGAACUUGCCUGGAGGAAAAACGCAUGUGCAGAAGCAGAAUGCUUUCCAACAAUGGAUACUCUCUACACGCAGGCACAAAACAGCCACUUUUAUUUGGCAUCACUACUGUUUUUACUUUUGGAGGGUGUUAUUUUGUUAUCCCGUGCUAUCUAUUUAGCAAUUUUAUUUUCACCCUGCAUUGCCUUAGCCCCUUUUGCAGAUUCUCUUGGCAUACAGUUUAGGAAAAUGUGGGUUCGUAUUGUUCACCUUACACUGGAGAAAGCAGGCCCAGCCUUUAUAAAAUGGGGUCAGUGGGCUGCAGCAAGACCAGAUCUAUUUCCUGGAGACCUGUGUGCUGAACUUGCAAAACUACACAGUAAAGCACCGUCACAUAGUUUUUCCUUCACAAAGAAGACUAUUGAAAAUGCUUUUGGUCGAAAGCUACCUGAAAUAUUUGCAGCAUUUGAAGAGAAUCCUAUAGCAUCUGGAAGUGUUGCUCAAGUUCAUCGAGCAACUUUGAAGUAUCGAUAUCCAGGCCAACAGACCAAGCCAAUUGUAGUUGCUGUUAAGGUUCGCCAUCCAGGGGUUGGUGAAGCAAUUAGAAGAGACUUCAUGAUAAUUAAUUUUGUUGCCAAAAUUUCAAAGGUCAUUCCAACAUUGAAAUGGUAUAGACUGGAUGAAAGUAUACAGCAAUUUGCUGUUUACAUGAUGUCUCAAGUUGAUCUUGCUAGGGAAGCUGCACAGUUAAGCCGUUUUAUCUACAAUUUCCGCAGAUGUGAGGAUGUCUCAUUCCCAAAACCUCAAUAUCCUCUGGUGCAUCCUGCUGUUCUUGUGGAAACUUAUGAACAUGGUGAAAGUGUUUUGCACUAUGUUGAUGAGCUUGAAGGACAUGAACAGAUAAAAACUGAUCUUGCUCACAUUGGGACGCAUGCACUUUUAAAGAUGCUUUUGGUAGAUAAUUUUGUUCAUGCAGACAUGCAUCCUGGGAAUAUUCUUGUUCGAGUCAAACGUAGAAAACCAUCACCUAAACAGCUCUUCAAUUCAAAGCCUCAGGUUGUUUUCCUUGAUGUUGGAAUGACUGCUGAACUUUCUAAGACAGAUCGAGUAAAUUUACUGGAUUUCUUUAAGGCCGUUGCUCUUCAAGAUGGUCGAACUGCUGCAGAAUGUACACUUAGAUUUUCUAAACAGCAAAAUUGCCCUGAUCCAGAAGCCUUCAUAAAGGAUGUUGAAAAAUCAUUCCUUUCCUGGGGUUCGCCUGAUGGUAAGUUAGUCCAUCCAGCCGAGGGCUUGCAACAACUGCUUGAGCAUGUUAGACAUCAUAAAGUCAAUAUUGAUGGAAAUGUUUGUACUGUGAUGGUGACUACUUUGGUUCUUGAGGGAUGGCAACGGAAGCUCGAUCCAGGGUAUGACAUGAUGCAGACUUUGCGGACAUUGCUAUUUAAAGCUGACUGGGCGGAGUCUCUGAUUUACACCAUUGAAGGACUCAUGGCACCAUGAUAAGAGUAAGAGGAGUUCAUGUUCAGUUGCACAAUCAACAUACUGAUAAUAAAACCAAUGCAUGACACUAUAAUGCUUUACUAGAGAUACCUGGCUGCUGCUUCUUUUAUUUUUUUUCCAUUUUUGGUUCAACACAUUUUGUUGGUUGCAAUAGGCUUUUUUCAACUCCCUCUUUGUUUUGUAUUUUUGUAUUUUUGCAAUUUUGCUCUCAAAUCAUGUCUUCUCUUCCGGAAGAAGAGGCAUUGUAGAAUUUGGAAAAUAAAGAAAAUAAGAUUGA